Anoplopoma fimbria (sablefish) is the source of this 3291-nucleotide messenger RNA. RefSeq names its product protein phosphatase, Mg2+/Mn2+ dependent, 1Lb (gene ppm1lb). Lineage: Eukaryota; Metazoa; Chordata; Actinopteri; Perciformes; Anoplopomatidae. Gene Ontology annotation, molecular function: cation binding; protein serine/threonine phosphatase activity. The coding region runs from base 267 to 1385 and encodes 372 amino acids. The record is from RefSeq and is a predicted model, not a curated record. The transcript has 4 exons. Gene Ontology annotation, biological process: protein dephosphorylation.
GGUCGGAGGACAGGCGGCGGUGUGUCACUGCGGGGCUGCAUGCUAGAGGGGAACCAGCCGGAGCAUCGUGUCUGAUCCCCCGCUACUCUAACACCGUGCCUCCCGUGUGGUUAAAAACGCAUUGAAGUGUCACUGGUUUAGUGUAAUCUGCGCCCGGUUAAAUGUUUCACCGCCACCACACCGCUCACACCGACGACGAUGGACUGAGAUCUGCGGCGGGGGCGAGCGACACACAACCUGCCGCGAUUUUCCUGCAUGUAAAAUAAAUGAUAGAGGAUACGAUGACCCUGCUGUCUCUGUUAGGUCGGAUCAUGCGUUAUUUUCUGCUCAGACCGGAGACCCUGUUCCUGCUGUGCAUCAGCCUGGCUCUGUGGAGUUACUUCUUCCACACGGACGAAGUGAAGACCAUCGUCAAGUCCAGUCGGGAUGCGGUCAAGAUGGUCAAGGGGAAAGUGGCGGAGAUGAUGCAGAACGAGAGGUUCGGAGGGCUGGACGUCCUGGACGCGGAGUUCGCCAAGACCUGGGAGUUCAAGAGCCACAACGUGGCCGUGUACUCCAUCCAGGGCCGGAGAGACCACAUGGAGGACAGAUUCGAGGUGCUCACCGACAUCGUCAACAAGACUCACCCGUCUAUAUUUGGGAUUUUUGAUGGCCACGGAGGAGAGGCUGCUGCUGACUUUGCCAAGGCCCACCUGGCUGAGGCGCUCCGCCAGCAGCUACUGACCUACGAACGGGAGAGAGAGCGAGACAGAGAAAAAGACAAGGAGAAAGUCGAAAAAAAGGAGAGAGGCGGCCUGUCCUAUCCUUCUAUCCUGGAGCAGCAGAUCCUGACUUUGGACAGAGAAAUGCUGGAAAAGCUCUCUGCCACUUACAAUGAAGCAGGCACUACGUGUCUGGUGGCCCUGCUGUCUGAUAAGGAGUUGACGGUGGCAAACGUCGGAGACUCGCGUGGAGUUCUUUGUGAUAAAGACGGCAACGCCAUUCCUCUUUCGCAUGACCACAAACCUUACCAGCUCAAGGAACGCAAGAGGAUCAAGAAAGCUGGUGGGUUCAUCAGCUUCAACGGCUCGUGGCGUGUCCAGGGCAUCUUGGCUAUGUCCCGUUCUCUGGGCGACUACCCCCUGAAGAACCUCAACGUGGUCAUUCCUGAUCCUGACAUCAUGUCGUUUGACCUGAACAAGCUGCAGCCAGAGUUCAUGAUCCUGGCGUCGGACGGCCUGUGGGACACCUUCAGCAACGAGGAAGCGGUUCGCUUCAUCAGGGAACGACUAGGCGAGCCUCAUUUUGGCGCUAAGAGCAUAGUCCUCCAGUCGUUCUAUCGUGGUUGCCCUGACAACAUCACUGUCAUGGUGGUCAAGUUUAAAGGCAAGGCCGGCGAACAGUAGACCACCCUUCUACCACACACAGUAUCUAUAUUAUGUUUGAAUAUAAGUACCAAUAAAGUAGGCUUGAUGAAAGAUUUAAAAACUGAGGUCCCCACUUCAUGAGCGACAACUAUUUCUAUCACUUCUACAUACGUUUAACCUUCAGUGCAUAAAACCACCCACCUUAACUUUUACUGCUGAAAAAGUGACACUUUUAGGAAAACAUCUUUCUUUAAUGGUUUAAGACACCGUAAUAGUAGUACAAGUGGGGACAGGAUCACAGUAUUGCAAAUUAACAGAUUUAGCUUUGUGAAGCUGUUGGUAUGUCUGAGUCAUGUGUGUGCGUGGGUGUGGGUGUGUGCGUGUGUGUAGCUGAGAGGAGAAACAGUGAUAGAUGUCACGUUACCAACCAAUUCAUUAUCAAGACAAUAAUUUACAGUGUACAAGCUAGCAUGGAGUUUCACUUCCACAUUAUUUCAAAGGUGAUGCCUUUAACUCAAUGUCUAUUUGACCAUUCUAUUUUUUUUUUCUGACCGUGUUUCCACAUCAUUUAUUUGUGAAUUGACAUUUAUUGAGUGACUGCACUGAAAUGGUUAUUUUUUCCUGGAUCAGAUACACAUCUUGGUGCAAAUAUGAAAUUAUUCCCUUUAUACAUAAACAACACAAAUGGUAUUAUGCAUAUGCUUGUUCAAAUAUCACCAUUCAUAUUGUACAGCAAUAUAACCAAUUACAAUGGUCAUAUCACACUUGCUGCACAUUGAAACUCCUGAUGUAUGGAUGAAUUAAGUGUUUUGUCUGGAGUUGCCCAAUUUUACAAGUUUAGAUCUCGAAUGUCUUGGCUUAUUUUAAAUGAUUGCUGUUAGUUUCUGUGCAGAUAGUCUUUUUCUGUUUUUAUUGUUGAUAAAGUUAAAGAUUUUUCAAGCUGAGGCUCUUUUUUGAUCUGGAACCUUAUCAGAAUCCAUUCAACUACUGAUGAUAACUGUUGGAUAAUGCAACAUAGCUUACAACUUUUUUAAAGCAAUACCUUGUGGUGAUAUUGUUGUAACAUCUCAUUGUGACUUUUAACUGCUUAUUAUAAUAUCACUAAGUUUGUCACAUGCCAUCUGAUAAUAUAAUAACUGACUGUUAAUUUAAACUCGUAAGAAAAAAGUUAUAAUUGAGUUAUCAAAUAUGAUAAUUUGCAGUUAUACUUUUAUUAUUAUUUAGGAAUUAAGAUUACCAUGUAAGAUUCACAAACCUUUUAAUAGGCUUAUUUUUAACACAUUGACUUGCUCUUCCUUUUUCAGACUUUUCUUACAUUAUCAUUGACAACAAUCUGCACAAGAUAUAAAUGUACUGAAAUUGACAACUAACUGUUACAAUGUCUUCUGUUAAUGCCAUGUCAUCUCCGUCCUGAAACAUAUCACAUUUCCCUGAUCUGUAACUCAAAAUGUAACGACGAAUGAAACACAUUAUUUUGCCUUAUUUUCUUAACUAUUAAUUACCUGUAAUGAAGUCUGCUGCAAAAACUACUUGUCGGUUUUUCAUGUAAUGCAGUCGAUCAUGCCAUGCACUCUGCACGACCUCGGUGUCAGACCUUGUUAACUCGCAUAUAGAAUAGCAUUGUUGAAAGAAAUGUCUCCAAGAGACAUGAAAUUGUAAGAUGAAUGUACAUACUGUCCUCAUGUUAUUAUGACCCAUCCCCUGUUUACACAGCAAUGAAGAAAGUAAUGCGCCUGUUCCUGGAUUGUUUAACUUCAGAGAUAUAUAUCAGAUAAAAACUGUUUGUUUGUGCUUUUUCAGUUCACACAUUCUCCCUUGAUAAUGUAUCUUGCAGAGUGUUUAUGUGGCAUUUGUACUUGGUUUUGUUGAUUUUAAUAAACUUUAAAAAAUAAAAAAAUGAUUCAGAAAUUUAAAAAUGUAAAUCAAAAAGGUAACAUUAAAAUGA